Messenger RNA from Salvia hispanica, 1113 nucleotides. RefSeq names its product Peroxidase family protein. NCBI's taxonomy places the organism in Eukaryota, Viridiplantae, Streptophyta, Magnoliopsida, Lamiales, Lamiaceae. The record is from RefSeq and is a predicted model, not a curated record. Gene Ontology annotation, biological process: response to oxidative stress; hydrogen peroxide catabolic process. Gene Ontology annotation, molecular function: peroxidase activity; heme binding.
AAAUAAAUAUGGAUUUGAUGAGAUUAUUAAUGUUGAGUGCAGGUAUAGUUAUGUUAGGGUUAGAGUGUGAGGGUGCAGGAAGAUUGUCCUAUAAUUUCUACAAAGAAUCAUGCCCACAAGUAGAGAAUAUUGUCCGAGAAGGAGUGCAUUCUGCCUCGAUCUUCGAUCCCACCACCUCCGCGGCUCUCUUGCGCCUUCUCUUUCACGACUGCCAAGUCCAGGGUUGUGAUGCCUCAAUCCUUCUCGAUGCACGGAACGAGCCGUCUGAGGUAGCCUCAUCAAAAAGUUUUGGGAUUAGAAAAAGAAACAUCGUCGACCUUAUAAAAGCAUCAUUGGAACAAGUAUGCCCGGGACAGGUUUCAUGUGCCGAUGUCCUAGUCUUGGCAACGAGAGACGCGGUCUCGCUAUCUGGAGGACCGAGAAUCAAUGUACCUCUGGGUCGUAGGGAUUCUCGUGGCCCUCCAAACGUUAGGUUGGCUGAUUCUUCGUUGCCACCUAACGAUAUUGGGCUCAAGGGCGCCCUCAAGCUCUUCUCCAAAAAAGGCAUGACCGUUGAAGAAACGGUUGCCAUUUUAGGGGCUCAUACCCUUGGAAUCACACAUUGUUUCAGCCUCAGGAGCCGUUUAUACAAGCCCGGCAAUGCAAUAAAUGCCGGGUUUGUAAACACAUUGAAGUUGAAGUGCCCACCUUAUGAUGGCAACACAACUUCGAAAAUCAAGUUCGUUGUAAAUGAUCUGACACCUAUACAAUUUGACAACGAGUACUUUGUGAACACGAUGCGAGGCCGAGGAGUGCUGAGCAUAGACGCUGCAUUGCCUUUGGAUUCAAGAACUAGGCCAUUUGUUGAGAAGUUUGCUAGUGAUCGCAAUGCAUUUUAUAGAGCUUUUUCAUCGGCUUUUGUUAAGCUCUCUUCUUCUAAUGUUCUAAUAGGAAAUCAAGGUGUGAUUAGGAGGAGUUGUAAUCGAGUUGAUUGAUUUUGAGAAGAAAUUUUCAAUAGAUUAAUAGGUUCUUAUGUUCUAAUAGGAAAUCAAGGUACGAUUAGUCGGGGUUGUAAUCGAUUAUAGAUUUGAUUGAAGUUAAGGAAUUUUCAAUAGGUUAAUAUGUUCUUAGUUA